AUGAAGGAGAACAGAUUUACAAAAAAAUCAACAGAGAAGGACAUUAUUCGUAUACAAAGACAAGACAGGAACGAGGAAGAGGUUGAAACUUGUGACAUCGAUAAUGAACUUGAUCCAAUACAAACUGCGAAGAAGCAAGAAUCAUCCGUCAAGAUUGUAAAUGAAUCAGUGAAAAGGGAACAUGGUUCAAAAGAAUAUGAUCUUAUAUGUGAACCAGAUAUGACAGAGAGGACUGCUAUUGAAGAAUGUACUAAUUUGGAGCUCCUUUUGGACUUCUUGUCCAGAAAUCUGUCUUUCGCAGACUUAAGUUUUGUUUUCACAUAUCUUGGUGAGCCUCGGUUGGCAGAGACAGCUUGUAUGGACUGGACCAUCUCCGAAACCUACUGCAAGCUUUUCCAUGUGUGGCGAUGUAAAUAUCCGCGCAUAGACCACAAAGCUAAAUUGAAGGAAGCUUUCUCCUCCAUGGAGAGACAAGAUUUAAUUGAGAAUAUGGAAAUGUUCUCUAAAGACAGCUAUUGCUAUAAAGAAGCUUUAGCCAAUCCAACAGAACAUGCUCAGUAUACUGACUUUAUCAUUAUGAGUAAAAAUUUAGCCUUGAAAUCUCAUCACGUCUUGCGCUUUCUUGGUUUGAAACAGAGUGACAUAGACCAGAUUGAGAGAGAUAAUAGAACUACUCAAGAAAAAAUACUGAGAGCUUUAUCAAAAAUCCAAAAAGAUAGGCCAUCACUCACAAGACAGAGUAUUUGCAAUGCUCUAUAUUAUGCAGACCAUUCCGACGUGAUAGAUAUGUUAAACUCUAUGUGGAUCAGUGCAGGUCGGUAUUAUUCACUUUUCUGAGAUUUUUGUAUGUAAAAAAAUAAAAAGAUACAUGUUUGUGUAAACCAUACAGAAUACUAAUAUUCUGAUCAACAAGACUUGAGAUGUUUCAAAUCAUUUAAUGCUAGUUAUGAACAUAGCUG
Saccostrea cuccullata (small rock oyster) is the source of this 959-nucleotide messenger RNA. RefSeq lists its product as uncharacterized. The record is from RefSeq and is a predicted model, not a curated record. Bases 1 to 837 code for a protein of 278 amino acids. Gene Ontology annotation, biological process: signal transduction. Gene Ontology annotation, molecular function: protein binding. The transcript is spliced from 4 exons. NCBI's taxonomy places the organism in Eukaryota, Metazoa, Mollusca, Bivalvia, Ostreida, Ostreidae.